Molecule: messenger RNA, 2308 nt
Organism: Neodiprion fabricii
Lineage: Eukaryota; Metazoa; Arthropoda; Insecta; Hymenoptera; Diprionidae
Gene: Exo84
Product: exocyst complex component 8
Exons: 8
Coding region: 118-2232 (704 amino acids)
Biological process (GO): intracellular protein localization; exocytosis; Golgi to plasma membrane transport
Cellular component (GO): exocyst
Source: RefSeq, a predicted model, not a curated record
UGUCAUGUCGUCAUGGGAGGCGUGACGAGCCUUACGUCUGUCGGAUUAUAGUAUUUAAUCAAAGGUAAUACUGAAUACACGCAAACAUGACUGACCUGAUGAAAAAUCUCGGUUCCGAUGACUUUAAUCCAGAAAAAUUUUAUUUCGUCUAUUACAGUUGUCAAAGAGUUGAGCAGUCAGUGCGUCGGCGUGGACGAGCUGAGACAGCAGAGAGCAAAGAUUCAAAUACUCGCUGACAGCACCUCGGCACAAUUGAAAAAAAAUGUUUACCAAAAUUAUAUGCAGUUUAUCGAAACAGCCAAGGAAAUAUCUCACUUGGAAAGCGAAAUGUAUCAGUUGUCACAAUUACUGGGAGAACAACGCUCACUUUUGGGAACUCUUGGUGCUAUCGGUGCAACUGGGGUUGUUUUUGAUGAGAACAUAGAAACUCAAAAUGGGGAAUCUCAUAAUGCUGGUACCAAAGAAGAGGAACAAAAAUCGAAACUGAUUCAACUACUGGAGAAUGUUGAAGGUGCCAUGAGCUUGGUAGAGACGCCAGGUCGGAUUUGUUUACACGAAGGAUCUCUGCUUGAACUUGACCCAUUGGAAGGAACACCCCUGAAAAGGAUUCACGCUUAUUUAUUCAACGACGUUCUAAUGAUCGCCUCAUGGUUAGCCACUGGUGGAAGGCGUGGCCCACCCAGAUAUAAAAUGCAAGCUGUUUAUGAUUUGCAGAGUUUAGCCGUUGUCAAUGUUAGAGAUCUGGGAACUGUCAAAUUAGCCUUCAAACUCUUGGCUUUUCCUGACACGAGGGUCUUUCAGUGUGCGACAGCAACAAGCAAGAAAGAAUGGUUGGAUAAAUGUGAACAAGCUAAAAAAGCAAAACUAGUGCAAGAAGAUCAAACUAAAUCAGUUGAUAAGGAUAGAAAUUUAAAAGAUGAACACAUAGCACCAUCUCGCUCAAUGUCUCUAGAUUCAAACACAAUAGGCACGGAAGAUAGUCCAGAAGCAGAGGGUACCGAAUCUCUACCCGAAUGGUUGUUAGAAGUUGCCGAAGACCUAGAUUCUUGUAUAGCACAACGUCAUUUUGAAGAAGCUUACAAUUUGUUAGAGAAAGCAAGAUCUUAUCUGAGCGAAGCUCAAACAACGCCUGUAUUAGUUGGUAUCAAGGCUAAAGUUGACGAUAGAGCACAGUCUCUGGUCGACGUUCUUACCAAAGAAUUGGAAUUGAGUUCUGAAGCAAAGUCACUUCAAGGGGGGGGCCUGAGGAGUGCGAGAAGAGCUGUAAGAUUAUUAAUUCAGUUGGAUCAAAGUGUCCAAGCUUGUCAACUGUUUUUAAGAUUAUGCAAUGCUGCACUGAAAGCUCAAUUGAAACGAGUUAAAAGAGAAGGCCCCACAAUACCUUACGUCAAACAGCUGAGCGCCAUCGCCUUUAGCAACGUGGCUGAAAUGGCUAGAGAGUUUUUACGUAUUUUCCCAAAUUCUGCGAAUUGCACUUCUGCUCUGGUAGUCUGGUGUGGUCAAGAGGUCAACCAUUUGACGUCACAUUUGAUUAAACAAGUUUUCAUACCACAAGUUUCUACGAACACGCUUGCAGAAUGCAUUGUGGCUGUAAGGAGCCACUGCGAUCAGCUAACGCAGCUGGGUAUAGAUCUUCGCUACCAAUUGGAUGGCCAUCUCAGAACUCCAUUGGCUAGAGCUCUGCAAGAUGCUGGCGAAAAGUACGUUGACGCGAUCAAGGUUCGGGCAGCUGAGGAUACUUGGCGCCCGUCCAAUCAGUCUAGCCAAAACCUCCAGAAGCUUAUGACAGAGCUUGAAGAUCUCGGAAUUGGUGUUCCAUUGUCUUACAUGACAAGUGAAACAUGGUUAUCACUGACAAGUAAUACACUGGCAUUCUCAAGACUGUACGUUGGAUUACUUGAGGAUUGUCUUAGCGUUAAUACACCACAAUUGAUGAUAACCAUAGACAGUGUUCUCGUAUCUGUAAUGCGAGCUCAAGUACAACACCUCUUGGCAUCUCUAAGUAAUCCAAAAUUUAAACAAGAGAGAAAAGUGGUGGAAGAUAAUGCAGUUUAUAUCAGAGACAUUGUAAUUGGUAGAGGACUUGAACUUUACCAAAGUGCGACAGCAAGACCAUUUACAAAGCUAGUCACGUUGAAAGAUCAAAUUGUCUUCGAACCUGUUGCCGCAACGAAGCCUAGACCUGCGCCAAGAACAGCAGUUACAAAGUACUCGACUACAGAAUAUAUAUGACUCAUUUUUCACUUGUAAGGUAUGUCAAAUUUUAUAUUAAUAUAUAUGUAAAAUAAAAAUUUACAACGCCUAAUAA